Molecule: messenger RNA, 1317 nt
Organism: Closterium sp. Naga37s-1
Lineage: Eukaryota; Viridiplantae; Streptophyta; Zygnematophyceae; Desmidiales; Closteriaceae
Source: the annotation of a GenBank genome assembly
AUGGUGAUUUCCGGAGGGCUUGAGCCGUCGCUAGAGCGCGCUGCCACCUCGUCGGCUGCGCCCGCCAAUUCCCAGACGGUGGCCGAAAAGGCGACCACGGCGACAAAACCCCCGCCGCCGCCGGCUACGAAGCCCGGGACAGCAGUCUCUGAAAUGCCUCCUCCCCUCGCACCCGCGGUUCCUGCUGCGGUGUUAACGCCUGCCGAAUCUGCGCCUGUCCCUGCGCCGUCCGCUCCGGCUGCUGCCGCCGUUCCCCUGGCUCCCCCUGUCGUGGCGCCAGCGACUGUCUCUGUCGCGGCUGGUGUUGAUCCGCCUGUUCCUGUUCCUGCCGCACCUGUUGCACCGCCCGCUGCUGUCCCCGCCGUGUCGGCGCCUUCCGCUGCUUUGUCACCGCAAGCGGCGUCCGCCACCACUGCCGGCCCGGCUCCGUUGGUUGCGCCCUUGGCGCCUGCUGGGACGCCGGUGGCCCCGGCGGGUCAGCUGUCACGUCCCUCCUUGCCUGACCGCCGCCUGUCUCGCCCCCAUUCUCCUGCGCUCCACCAGGAGCGCGCGUCGUCAAGGCGCCGGCGUGAAUCACCUCGGCGCAAUCACCAGCAGGCUCAGUGGCCUGCUCACCCUGGUGGCCAUAGAGGCUGGAGGGGUCCCCGCGGGCGUGGUGGUGGCGGGGCAUACCGGCCGCCUGUGACCAUGGCAGAUCUUCAGAGGGAGGUUUCGAGGGCCGUGCCCGAGGAGAGGGCAGCGCAGAACCAGAGUAGUUCGCUGCGGGCCGCGCCGGCGCAUGUGGCUCCACGUCAGGCUAUCCCUCCCGUGGAUCUUCCGCCAGCAGCUGCACGUCCCUCUCCUGUCCUUGCCCCUUCGGCUCCUGCUCCUACUGCCUCGGCUGCUGAUCCUGGGUCUCGUCUUCGCCUGCCGCCCGUUCCGCCGGUGGCGGGUGUCGAGUUCGUUCCUACUGUUGGGGGGGGCGGCGGGGGCGCACUGCACCAUCUUGCGGAGAGCCUUCACGCGCUGCUGCUGAUUCAGGUGCUGGCUCACUCGUCCCUCCCUGCAAUUCCUGCUGACUCGUUUCAUGACCGGCCGCACGAGACUUGCCUGGACGCGGCGGACCAGCUCGCACAGCUGCUGGCGCCCGCGUUGGCUGCGCCCGCAGAGGGUGGCGCUGCGGCUGUGGGACAGCUUGACGAGGCUGUCCGGGGCUUGAGGCGACACUUGCGUGCAGGAUCUGGAGCCGCGACGAUCGGCGCAAGUACGCUGUUGGUCCGUGAGCUGUGGCGGACGUUGACGGGCAUUCUCCAUGCCCUCGGAGCUCAAUGGAUGUAG